Cyprinodon variegatus (sheepshead minnow) is the source of this 1388-nucleotide messenger RNA. RefSeq names its product ChaC glutathione-specific gamma-glutamylcyclotransferase 1 (gene chac1). The transcript has 3 exons. NCBI's taxonomy places the organism in Eukaryota, Metazoa, Chordata, Actinopteri, Cyprinodontiformes, Cyprinodontidae. Gene Ontology annotation, molecular function: gamma-glutamylcyclotransferase activity; glutathione specific gamma-glutamylcyclotransferase activity. Gene Ontology annotation, biological process: glutathione catabolic process. The record is from RefSeq and is a predicted model, not a curated record. Gene Ontology annotation, cellular component: cytoplasm. The coding region runs from base 477 to 1067 and encodes 196 amino acids.
GAGGAAAUGCGUCAGACUGAAAAACGUCGCAUCUGGAGGGGAGACGACAAACACUGGCGUGUUUAGAACGGUUACAUCUGUAAAACCUCGAUCUUUCCAUCCUUCCUCUCUAAUUAAUACCUCUACGGGCCGGCACAACAGCUGGCCAGGCAAAUUUUCUCGUUUUUUUACCUCAUCGAGCCACAGGCCCAAGCGGCUGCCAUGGAUUUUUAAGGCAUAAUGCGGCACCUCUAAUGCAAUGGCAAUGCACAGUACAAGGCAAAACCAACCGCGAAACUCCAUCUUCGCAACUGCCAAGCAGUUGGGCUCCAGUACCGUACGCGGUAUCCCGGCGAGCCAACCGGUACCUCUUCUUCUGGAUCGGAGGAAGCUAACGCUAACAACCAGCUAGUCACAUCACGGCUGACCUUUUUUCUUUUUCUGAAAAUAAAAACAAAUACCAUCGAUUCAUCUGAACGUCAACACUACCGAUCAACAUGAAACCUCAAGACAUCAUCGCAGGAAAGAGCAGCCUGUGGAUCUUCGGGUACGGGUCGCUGGUGUGGAAGCCAGACUUCAAGUACAAGAGGAGCGAAGUCGGUUACAUUCAAGGCUACAAGAGGCGAUUCUGGCACGGAGAUAACUUCCAUCGGGGGGAUGACGAGUCGCCUGGCAGAGUGGUGACUCUAAUCGAAGAUGACAGCGCAUCCACCUGGGGUGUGGCUUUUGAAGUCUCUGGCUCCCAGUUGGAGGAUUCCCUCAAGUACCUCACUGUUCGAGAGACGGUCCGUGGCGGCUACAUCACUAAGAUGGUGGAGUUCUUCCCUGAUGGAGAGGACCGGUCUCCGGUUCAAGCGCUGGUGUACAUCGCCACCGUUGACAACCCUCUCUACCUGGGGCCGGCCAGUGCGGAGCAGAUCGGAGCCCAGAUCGCUGUGUCCAGAGGGAAGACUGGUCACAAUCUAGAGUACCUGCUCCGGCUGGCGGAGUUCAUGAGGACCAGCUGUCCUCAGGUUGAAGACCAUCACCUGUUUGCUAUAGAGCGGGCUGCGCUGACUGUGGUGUCAUAUCUUUUGGCAACUCAGUAGCUUGUACCCUUUGUUUCACUAGCUUGUAGCGGAUAUUUAACUCAUCAGGAGGCUGUAAUCCAUCAUCAGUCCAUGUUUCAAUAGAUUCAGACUAGUAUCUGAAUCCUAAUUCCACUAAAGUAACAAAAUGUGCAAUUAUGAGCUGUAAGCAUUAUGUGGUUUGGCUCAAGACAUAUAUUUAUUUUCCAGUUCUGAAGCCGUCCAGUUCAUUGUUAAAGGUACCAAAAGUUUACUGUAAAACUCACUGGUUACUGUGUUUGUGAUGCAACCUUCAUCCAGUUUUAAAGCAAAAUGCCAAUAAAAAAUGGAAACAUAAACUUU